Molecule: messenger RNA, 876 nt
Organism: Paraglomus occultum
Lineage: Eukaryota; Fungi; Glomeromycota; Glomeromycetes; Paraglomerales; Paraglomeraceae
Source: the annotation of a GenBank genome assembly
AUGUCACUUGUCAUACCUGAAUAUCCCCCUAUAUACUCUAGUCCCCUCGAGAUACAGAACUUUGUGCUCCGUCGAUUUUUCCUUGACGCUCAGUUCUCUAAGUGGGAAAUGGCUAUCCACAAGAAUCUUGCACUCCACAAGAGGAAUCAGAAGAAAAGACAUGAUAAACCGGUGUCUCCUACUGUGAAGAACAUCGGACAAAAGAAAAACGUUUGGGAAAUACCGAGGAAAUUGUUUCAUUCGUCAAUAGGCUUUCCAGUUCUUUACUUAUACUCCACGCACGCAGAUGCCUUGGCAAUCAGAAAUGUCCUCGCUAUCUUGUUCGUCAUGGGAAUAACGGCGGAUCUCCUUCGCUUCAACAUCCAAUGGUUUAAUACCAUAUACAUCAAGAUAUUUGGAUUUCUUAUGAGAGAGGUCGAGAAACGUGACAAGAUCAACGGAGUGGUGUUCUAUCUCGCUGGGUGUAUUUUGGUUUUAUCGAUAUUUCCUCAGGAUAUAGCGGCCAUAUCAAUCUUAAUUCUAUCCUGGUGUGACACCGCUGCUUCUUGCUUUGGCCGUGCAUUUGGACAUUUGACGUAUAAAUUCUCGAGUGGUAAAUCGGUGGCAGGGACAUUGGGUGCCAUCCUCACUGGAUGCUUGGCCGCUUACGUGUUCUGGGGUGGUUGGAUAGAUCAUAAAGACAUCGUCCGAACGCCCAGCUGGCAGCCCGAGAAGAGCGUGUUGUCAUUGCCCGUCUUGAUUCUGUUGACUGGGAUUAUUGGGGGGUCGAGUGAGCUAGUUGAUGUCUGGGGAUUGGAUGACAACUUUGUCAUUCCGGUAGUUGCAGGAUGUUUGUUAUGGGUUAUUUUAAUCGGCUUUGGGUUUGGUGGUAUAUGA